Nomascus leucogenys (northern white-cheeked gibbon) is the source of this 2647-nucleotide messenger RNA. RefSeq names its product Frey regulator of sperm-oocyte fusion 1 (gene FREY1). The record is from RefSeq and is a predicted model, not a curated record. NCBI's taxonomy places the organism in Eukaryota, Metazoa, Chordata, Mammalia, Primates, Hylobatidae.
CAGGGGGUAUGAGCUGGGGUUUCCCCACGCUUGCCCUGCAGGCUCCGGAGGCCGGGUCCACCUGGAGCCAUGCAAGCUGCUAUGGGGGAGGGCCUGGACAGGGUGGGCGGCAGGCUGGUCUUCUCCCUGACCUUAGCCUGUCCUCAGCCACUGGCCCUGUGAAGAGCCAGCCUCUCAAGAGUUUCAAACCCACAGAGAGGGCUCCAUCUGCACCUUGGUCCUCCAUGCCUCAGCUCCUCCCAGACACACUGCUUUCCCCAGGGCCCUCUGAGGAACGCCCCCCAGGUCCUCACCCGCAGGCAGGGGAAGGGGCUGCCUGGGCUCCCGUGGCCUCCAGCUGAGUGGAACAGGUGUUUCUGGGCACAUGCCUGGCCAUCAGAAACCAGCAGUGAAGCACAGCCCCCUGCCCUCCGCCUCUCACCAACGGAGGAGACAGGCAUGUGGAUGCAGGCACUGGGGGCUUGGCAGGAGGUGGCAUGUCCAGAGCGGGGUCUAGCCUGGGGGUGUCCUGGUAAUGGCGACUGCCUGCCUGCAGUGGUGACAGAGGUGAAGGGUUUCAUCAGGCUCCAUCGGCCAAGCCUUGACUCAGGCAGGCUUAAAACCGGUAGAACUGUCCAGUUUUUCGAUAGCCUGCAAGGGGCCGCUGUGUGCCCGGGGUCACAGCUCUGUGGAGCUACGGGAGGUGGGAGCUGGAUGCUGGAGGGGAAGGUCAGGGCCAAACUGAACAUAGCAUCACGUACCCAGGGGAGAAACUUGGACCUGGUCUGUGGUAGGCGGGGAGGGGUCUGUGUUUGUCAAUAUUCCAGCAGCCUGGUGGAGGAUGCUUUUGUGGGCAGAGGUGGAAGAAUGGGGGCCGUGACAUUGGAGGCAGUGGUCUGUAGCAGUGGGAGGGGCAAUGGCAGUGGCAGCAGAGAUAGGGAGAUUAAGGGUAACCCCAGCUAGUCUUGGGGACUGGCGUGGAGGAAGAGGGUGGUGUCGAGGAGACGAGGAGCAGGAAGGACGAGGGGCUCUGGGAUUAGGCAGAGUGGACAGAAUUCCAGGUUCCUGGCAGGGCGAGCCUUGGUGGGCACAGGAUGCUGAGGCAGGCUUGUGGAGACGUGCUGUUUCCAGGACUUAUAAAGGGAGGUGGCCACUGGGAAGUGAGUGCAGGGACAACAUGCAGGGGGUGAUGGGGCUGAAGGAACCGCCAGAACUUGUCAGCUUUGGGUACUCAGGACCGGGAGCAUGAAUGAGGCCACUGGAGGAGCCAGGGUUGGAAACAAGGGACGUCCCCCCCGGGCCCCUCAGCCGUCAGAGGAGAGUGGCUGGGCCAGCUGGCAGGUUGGCGUCUCAAGCAACUGGAUUACUAAAGCUCCAGAGCCCUGGGCUCGGCCCUCACGUUCUGAUACUACAGAUCUGGGGUGGGGCCAGGGAUUUUGUUUUGAAGGCUUGCCGUGGUUCUGGUGAGCCAGGUUCGCACUGCAGGUAUAAGUGGGCUGAGCCUGGCUGCUGAGUGGAGAACCAGGAGCCAGCCAGAGGCCCUCUGGUGGCACCUGCAGCUGAGCCCAGGCCUGGGAGGGGACGGUGUCCAGUGCGGGGCCGAGCUGCACGGGCUCACUGGGUGCCUACCAGGGGUCCAGGGCUGCAGAUUCCAGUGAACAAAGCCCUCCCUGCCCUCCUGAAGCCUGCACUUGAGGGGCAGGUCCAGAGCUCUGCCACCAUAUGUCUGGAAGCCCUCCAUCCAGCCUCAGGCCGCACUAAGCUGCAGGGAGUGGACAGGGAAAGGCCCUGAGCUGGGGACACAGGGAGCCUGCACACUCCCUCUCACAUAGACCCUGAGAUGGGCAGGGCUGAGGGACCCACUCUGGGCUCCUCAGCUGGCAGGACCUGCCCGGACCUCCUGCCAUGCCAGCAGGGGUGGGGGAGGCUGUAGGAAUGGCUGGGGCUCUGGGUGGUGAGGAUCCCCUGCCCUCUUCGGAGGGCCUAUGUCUGUAGGGUGUGUAAUGGACUACAUCACAGAUGAGGAAACUCUGGCACACAGAGAUGAAGUGACUUGUCCGGCUAGUAAGAGGCAAGGUCAGGACCUCAACUGAGAUCUGACUCCACGGUGUGUGCUCUUAUUCCUUGGGCAGCAAUACUAGAACAAGAUCGGGUUUGGCACCUAUUAGCCAACAGCAUCAAUAAGAACAAAAACAAGCCUCGGGGGAGAUUGCUGGCCCUGCCCCGGAGCAGGUGCUGACGCAGGCCUGGAAUGAAGGCCCUUUGUGAGGUGGCCCUGGGAGCUGGCAAAGGGUUCCGUCCUGCCAGGACAGGGAGGACAGGAGCCAGGACCCGUGUAGGAGAUGGUUCUCGCCAUGCUGGGGGCUCUGCACCCCCGGGCUGGGCUCAGCCUCUUCCUCCACCUCAUUCUGGCAGUGGCACUGCUUCGCUCCCAGCCUCUGAGGUCUCAGCAGUCUGUUCCUGAGGCAUUUUCCGCCCCCCUGGAACUCUCGCAGCCACUUUCCGGCCUGGUGGAUGACUACGGCAUCCUCCCCAAGCACCCGUGGCAGCGAGGGCCUCGACCCCUCCUGUCCAGGGCCCAGCAGCGCAAGCGGGACGGGCCCGACCUUGCUGAGUAUUACUACAAUGCACACCUAUAACCCAAGGCCCUCAUAAAGAUACUAUGCAU